AUUAAAGAAUCAAAUAUCUUCCCCCAAUUGGACUACCCCGCCGUAUCUGUCUUUCUCACUAUCUCCCCCCCGUCUUCAUAUCCAUCACUCGUAACUCAUAAGCAAAAUCAAAAUCAACGGUCCAGAUCUCACCGUCCCCCGGCGGCUCCUCCUCCGUCCUCAACCCCUCUCCUCCCAAAACCCUCGCUCGACUCAUCAACGAUGCCGGAGAAGCGGCCCAGGACACAGAUGAAGAGAACUGCCAGCAUUACUGGCGGUCUGGAUCUUGCUUCCGCCGCCGCCGCCGCCUCUAGAUCCCUCCGUCGGAAAGUCGAAGAUUUCGCCCAAACCGCUGCUAGUUUCUUGAAUGCGUGUUCCCUCUGCAAACGGCGUCUCUUUCCCGGCCGCGACAUCUACAUGUACAGAGGAGACAGCGCAUACUGCAGCGAAGAAUGCAGAGAACAACAAAUAAGACAAGAUGAGAGAAUAGAGAAGUGUUUAUUAAUUGCACCAAAGAGUAAGGCAGCCGCCACAACGGCCACCGCACCAGCCACCGGAUCGGAGGCGGUUGCAACCACCGGCGGAACCAUCGCCGCCCUGUAAAUUAGAUAAUUUUAGCAGCUUUCUUGUUAGAAACCACUCCCCCCCGUCUCUUAAUUAAGUUUCCGCUUGCUUUUUCACGAGGUUUUAGAAUAGUGAAAUUGUAUGAUGGAAGUUUAUGUAAGAGAUGGAGACACUUCUUUCCCUUAUUCGAAUAAGAACUUCUUUCUGGGAUAACUUACAAAAGAAAACAAUAAAUUCUUUUUGAGACGAAAGAAAUACUAGUCUCGUGU
Cuscuta campestris is the source of this 812-nucleotide messenger RNA. The record is from the annotation of a GenBank genome assembly. Lineage: Eukaryota; Viridiplantae; Streptophyta; Magnoliopsida; Solanales; Convolvulaceae.